CGGCGGUCGGGGUGGGCGGCGGCGGUUGUCACAUGUCGGAAAGUCCCUGGCACUGCCGGUGGAAAUCCCCGGUGGGGGUUUUUUGUUGUGUGUUUUUUCUUUUUUCUUUUUCUUUUUUUUUUUUUUUUUGUGCGCCCGGGCGCUGAAACAGAAAGGAAAAAAAAACAAGAGGCUCGGCUCAGCCCUUCAUUCCGCAGCGGCGGCGGCAGCAGCAGCAGCAGCAGCUCCGGCGGGGAGGGGGCGGCGGAGGGAAAAGAGCCCCGGCUCGGCGGAGGUUGAUGGCUCCCGAGAUCGGCUGCUUCCCAUUACCCAAGCCAGGCUGCUGAGUAGGAGUUACCGGCAGGAUCGACCGAAGGAGUAGCCCGCCGGCGGAGAGAAACAUGGCUGGCCAACACAUCCUUCCUCAAGCUUUGUAUCAAAGCAAUAUGCUGAAAGCCAUGAAGAUUAGAGAGAGGACACCUGAAGAUCUGGUCAAACCCCCCAGUGGAAUAAUUCACCACUUCAGGACUAUGCACAGAUACACCAUAGAAAUGUUCAGAAUGUGCCAGUUUUGCCCUCAGUUUCGGGAAACGCUUCAGAAGGCCCUGACUGACCAGGCCACACAGGCUUCACUGGAGCGCCAGAGGAAGCUCAACUGGUGCAUGGAAGUUCGGAGACUUGUCCCUUUGAAGACUAAUGGUGAUGGAAAUUGCCUCAUGCAUGCUGCUUCGCAGUACAUGUGGGGUAUUGAAGAUAUCGACCUCGUCUUAAGAAAAACAUUGUUUAGUGCACUCAGGGAGAUGGACACACAGAACUUCAAGCUCCGCUGGCAGCGGGAGGCUAUUAAAUCCCAGGAGUUUAUAGAAACGGGACUCUGCUAUGACACCCGGAACUGGGAGGAGGAGUGGGAACGCCUCAUUGAAAUGACCUCCCCAGAAACAUCGGGGGCUCGAAACAGGCUUCCAUAUAAUGCACUGGAAGAAAUCCACAUCUUUAUCCUUGCUAACAUCCUCAGAAGGCCAGUCAUUGUCCUUGCAGAUAAAGUGGUGAGAAGUUUAGAGUCAGGCUCCAGUUUUGCUCCUCUGAACGUUGGUGGUAUUUACUUGCCUCUCCUUUGGCCAGCUGAAGAAUGUUACAGAUACCCAAUUGUGCUUGGCUACGACAACAUGCAUUUUACACCACUAGUGACUCUGAAGGACAGUGGACCAGAAAUCCGGGCUGUCCCUCUGGUCACCAGUGAACGAGGCAGAUUUGAGGACUUGAGCGUGCACUUUCUGACAGACGUGGAGGAGAGGGAGAAAGAGCAGCUGCUAAAAGACUACUUGAUAGUGAUAGAAAUUCCAGUGCAAGGCUGGGAUCAUGGUACAACUCAUCUAAUUAAUGCUGCAAAGUUAGAUGAAGGCAACCUACCCAAAGAAAUCAACCUUGUGGAAGAUUACUUUCAACUGGUACAGCAUGAGUACAAGAAGUGGCAGGAGAACGCUGAACCUGCUAGGAGAGAGACCUGCUCCAGGAACAGGCAGGAACUGACUGUCUCCCAGCUGUCCCUCUUACAGGUGAAAUGUGAAACACCAAACUGCCCUUUCUACAUGUCUGUGAACACCCAGCCCUACUGCCAUGAGUGCUUUGAGCGGAGGUCCCAGGGAAGCAAAGGAAGAAAGCAGACCUCCAAAGCAGCACCUGAGAAACUGAAGGUGGCUGGGUUGGGCUCCUCCCGUGGGGAUGUUUGUGAACCUGGGGGAUGGACGUCUGAAGAGCCUGUAACAGGGCCUCGGUCUGCACCGCCAACUGCUCCGAGCCUUUUCCUGUACAGCGAGACCACGGCCAUGAAAUGCAGGACGCCAGACUGCCCCUUUACAUUGAACGUGCAACACAAUGGGCUUUGUGAACGCUGCUACAACUCUAGACAGCUCGGUCCUUGCAACAAAUUGGAUGACCGGAGACGUUUAGACUAUGCCACAUGCAAGGUGUGCCGUCAGAAGGCCAACAGGACCUUCAAUGGCACAUGCAGCACUUGCUUCAAAAGGACUACAGAGCGCUCCUCAAGUGGCAGCCCUGCUUUCCUGUCCACGUGCCACCAAAGAUCAACGUCUGACCCGUCCCAGAUCUCACAGAGCCUCCUCCAGCACUCCUGCCAUCAGGCUCCCAACAGCCGUGGCGAGGAGCCCCUGCCAGCGGUGCUGCCUCCCAAGGAGAAGAGGGGAGGUGACCUCUGCAGGAAACCUGGCUGCAAGUUUUUUGGGACAUCGCAGAAUGAGGGCUUUUGCACGCUGUGUUUCUUUGAGUACAAGGAAAACCACGACAGCACUUUGCUACGCCACCAGAGGAGAUCUCAGAGGAAGCCCUUGGCAGCAGGUCAGCUGGGGACCUCCGCUGCCGCCUUCCGUAACACCAUGUCCUGCCAGCGGCGCGACUGCGGCACCCUGGGCAGCACAAUGCUUGAAGGGUACUGCCAGAACUGCUUCAUUAAAGCCCAGAACCAACGAUUUCAGGAAGCCAGGAGGACAGAAGAACAGCUGGUCAGACAGCCAGAACUCAGGAUGAAUCUCCAGCCACAUCCCUCCAAGCAACGUGAAAAUAUUGUCAUAUUUUUCAAAAAUGUCACAGGUAUUUCCAUCCAAUUCAAAAGUGAUUGCUGCCAGAAGAUGUCAAAUGGGAAGCAGGCCUUUGGUUGGAGCAGCACGUCAUGCACACUUGUCUGAUGUCCUCAAACGAUGCCUUCAGUUCCCAUUACUCCACCGUCUUCUAGGAGCUGGCGAUCCCCACAGCCUUGCGACGUGGAUGGUCUCCCAUCUGCUCUGGCAUCCUGAUGUCUCCACCUCUGUGCUUUCCAACUGCAGAGGCUCGUUGCUGCCUGCCCGUGCUGGGACGGGGCUGGGGUGCUGAGGACCCCGAGCCAGCCAGGGCAUCAGAGCAGUGCCCAAGGUAGGCACAGCCGCCAUCAUGCAGUGAGAGUGCUGUCACACUGCCGGCUGAGAAAAGUUUCCUUGUGGGUAGAUUCUCCUUCCCAGUUCCUCUUUUAGCUAUUUUUUGCCUGCCCCUUGCUUGUCACAGCCUCCUCCUGCCUCCUUGGCCAGCGGCCUGCCUGCUGCAUUUUGUUUUCCCUUCUGCAAACAAGCACGUUGCUCCGUGACUGGCAGCCAUCCUGGUGCGGCCCAAAUGCCUGGCUUUCCAGCGGAUGGUUCUUGUUGGCCUCCCCCUCACACCACAGCCGCCCACGGCGGGCGGCUGCCUGCCUCUGCUGUCUCUCAGUGCUCCUCUGCCUCUUUAAGAAGGUAUCGCAUCAAGAGGGAAGAAGUCUUUGGUUUUUUUCCAGGAGGUUAUUUAAGGCUGCCUGUUGCAUAAUUAAGAAAUGUUUCCACCAAGCGAUUAGCAGCCUACCCAGCUGUGAGUAUCUUUCAUUUACCUUGGGCUUGGGAGCACACCCAGGCUUUGGGGCUUUGUGCUGAGCUAUUUGAACUUUUUUGCUGCAGUUGUUUUCAGCGGAAAGGGCUGAAGAUGUGCUCCUCUUCUGGGGAGAGCCGUGAGAAGGUCUCGGGAAUGGCUGGCCCUGGGUGAGCUGCGUCUGUCCCGAAGGGGUUCCACCUCAGCUGGGUGAGGCAGGGCUGGCUCUUGCACCGUCCGACUGCACCCUCCGCAUUUCAGAGAACGCGAUGUAGGUGUACAGCCUCACCUUGCCUCUCGCUAGCCAGAACAACCAGCGCUGCAGCCGCCCUGGCGCAAGAGGAGGUUUUAUUUCUAACCAUAACAAAACCAUGGGACAAUGCUACCUAAUGGGCAAUGAAAGAAAAAAAUAUUCUUUUAGACCUCCCGGAGAACCAAUCUAGUCAUCUGUAGUACAUUACAGACUUCUUCUAUACCUAACUUUUCUGAGGCAUGCAUGUGGCCUCUCCCCCUCCUCACCUUGGACCAAUCGGCAGUGUGCCCGCGUAAGUGCUUGGACCCAGCAGCUUGCACUGGUCCUUCAAGAGCUGCGGUGCUCUGCUUAGGUGAUCAAGGCUAAAAAUGGCACAAUAGCUUGGAGAAUUGUUCCCUGAAGAACCACUUCCUGCCAUUAAACUAUGCGCUUUUUUCCUUUUUUUUUUUUCCUUGAGCAGUCGCAUAGCUACUAUUUGUAAAUAUUUCCUCCCUCUUCAAUAAUUUUCUCUGUCUCCCCUCCAUUUUAUAAAAGGGAAUCCAGAUGCCUCCUGGUCUUUCCAGUGUCUGUUGAAGGCAGAGAAAAAAACCCACAAGCUUCAGUAGCUAACCUUCACGUAUUAUAGAGUGAAAUAAAAUAUUCAAAUACCACAGCAAUGAGCAAGGUAUAGCUAUGUGGGCUACAGCUCACUCUUCAGAGCUUCAUGAGAGAUUUAUCCAUGUUUCUUUCUAAAAGAAAAAAAGAGGGAUGAUGCACUUUAGAUCAGGUGAACAACCCGUACUUGCCUGAGCACUUUAUUUAUGGACCGUAUGGCUCUCAGCUUGAAGGAGGCAGAGAGUCAGUGACAGUUUUUGCAGUGACUGGUGUCACUUGGAGGUUCCCAGGUUCAAACCCAUCACGCUGGGCGUUGGUUUACCAGCACGGCAGAGGAAGGCCUGUCUACCUAAGCAUAUUCAUUCAUUGAUUAAAACUGCAAAAGGAGAAGAUCAGAGAAGAUCAGAGAAGUUCUUAAACUUCAUGCAAAUUUCAAUGUUGAGACUGAAACUGACCCAAACAGCCAUUAAUAUUCCUACUGUCCCAAGGGGCACCACCAGCCAAGCGAGAUGCUGCUCAUCAACACACUUCAGUUUUCCCAUAAAGAAAGCCCUAGAAAACCCCACUGCUACACACUGCCUCUCUGCCUGUAUUUUUACUACUUGACAUCCUUUUCCUGAGGAAGGUGUCACCUCCACCUGCUUACAGAAAAUGGUACAGAAUAGACACUGCUUUGCCUGCCUGUCAGAGGAGCACAGGGGUGCCUUGUGUCUGCAGCCUGAAACCUUCUAUUGCCAUCCCUUCAAAUCUGAGUGCAGCAGGUACGCCGGCACCUGGGUUAACACUGCAAGCCUUCCAGCAAAGCUUUCUUGCAGCUCUUCGCUUCUAAACUUUUCUUAUACCAUGACUGUUGGUGGAACAAUCCAAUACCAAAGAUAGAAAACACUUGAAACUAAAAAUACAGAGCAGCCAGGGGUAUUGUGUGUGGUUGAAUAAGGGGAAGUACUUGACCUCGUGGUGCCCUGGGUUCCAGAUAAGCAGUCCUGAGCCUGUUGAAUCAGUAUCUGACAGCUCACUUUUUCAUCAGUGUUCAUCCUUAACUAAAUAAUAACUUCAUAGAAAUGUUUGCUGAUGGGCAUUCGUGACAGCUGCUAAAGGUAUGCAGAACAGACAGUAUGUACCCGCCAGUAGCAAAGUACAGCUGCCAUGGCACAUUGAACAUGUGCUACUUUCAGCCACAUAGAGAAAGAAGGAAAAGGUGAACAAAGUAUUCAUUAUGUGGAGAGAGGAAACAAGAGCAUUGACGUUAAGUUUCCACUACCUGGUAUUUAGGUGAAUCCUUUCUAGAGGCCUGUCUGUGAAUAAGAUCAUUUUGUGGGCUUGGGGGGAUUCGAGGCAGUUCUUGAGCCUCCUACAAUUUUCAUAUAUAACCUAGACAAAUCGUUUAACCUAUCAAUGCUUCAGCUGUGGGGUUUUUUAAAUAUCAUUCCUAGUAACACUGCUCUGUAUAACAUUUUCAUGUACUAGAUCAGGUGUGUGAGAUAUUCUAUAAAAAUGUAUAUUAUAUAUACAUACCUAACCUGCCUCCUAGUGCUGGUGCAUCAUACAAAAGACACCAUCAUCUCAUGAAGGUACGAUGUUUCUGUAAGAGAAGAUGAUGGUCAGAGCUAGGCUUAUAGAUGCCAAGCUCUGAAAAGAGGUUCAUAAUCACAACUCACUUUCCAUUUGGCAUCACAAUGGGCAGUUUCACUAAGGACUGACUAAACAGGGAUGCAAGAUUAGCUUGAUGGUCUGUUAAGAAAUCCCUCAUUUCCCCAUUUUAGAAAGCUGCAAUCAUGUAUUUUCUCCGAAUUUGCAUGAGUCCUGGUCCUGUUAUUAGAAAUAACAGAUAGAACUCCGGAGACUUACUGGCAAUAGACAUAAA
Molecule: messenger RNA, 6074 nt
Organism: Grus americana (Whooping crane)
Lineage: Eukaryota; Metazoa; Chordata; Aves; Gruiformes; Gruidae
Gene: TNFAIP3
Product: TNF alpha induced protein 3
Exons: 9
Coding region: 381-2681 (766 amino acids)
Biological process (GO): protein deubiquitination involved in ubiquitin-dependent protein catabolic process; protein K33-linked deubiquitination; protein K29-linked deubiquitination
Cellular component (GO): cytoplasm; nucleus
Molecular function (GO): cysteine-type deubiquitinase activity; zinc ion binding; K63-linked polyubiquitin modification-dependent protein binding
Source: RefSeq, a predicted model, not a curated record